Messenger RNA from Adineta steineri, 1125 nucleotides. Lineage: Eukaryota; Metazoa; Rotifera; Eurotatoria; Adinetida; Adinetidae. The record is from the annotation of a GenBank genome assembly.
AUGGCGAAGAAAACAUCAUUAGAGUUGUUCGUUUGGAUCUUAACGAUAUUUAUUUUCAUUGUUAAUAAUGAUCAAACAUUAGCAGUGAAUGUUUGUAAAAAAGAUAAUUACCAUACAAAUACAAUGAAAUUAUUAAAAGAACAAACAAUUAUCGAUUCUUUCGUUGAUUUAUCAAUGUAUAAUGAAUUGGAAAUGUUUCCUAAUCGUUUUGAAUCAUCUGAUGUUAUUCUUAGUCGUGAUGGUCAUGUAAUGUAUGUUGUAUUUGAUAAUAUGUAUAAUAUAGGUGUUAUAUGUACUUCAUUGGGACGUUCAUUUAACUGUACUGAUGAAUUACUUGAAUGGCCUCAAUCAUCAUUAAAAAAUAAAAAAUCAAGUUUUGAAGGAAUAGCUUAUAAUCCACGAAGUGAAACAUAUUUUGUUGUACAAGAAGCAAUACCAACAGAUAAUAAGAAAAUAUUUCAGGCAAAUGUUUUUGAAAUUAGUAUUAAUCAAAAAGAUUCAAUACCUGUGCGUAUAGUUGAAUCUUGUUUAAUUAAUCACGAUUUUGAUACACAAAAUAAAGGUUUUGAAGGUCUUGAAUUUGUUUUACAUCAAAAAUCAAAAAAAAGUUAUUUACUUGCAUUAUGUGAAGCUAAUCAAUGUAAUCAUAAAUCAACUACUGACAAUAAUGGACGUGUUGUAGUUCUAGAAAAAACUAAAUCUACUUCCAAAAGUACUUGUGUAUGGCAACCCGUUGGUACAUUUGAUUUACCAUCGUCUGUUCAUUUCGAUGAUUAUUCAGCUAUAUCAAUUUAUCAUCAACCAUCAUAUAAAUUACCUACAUAUGUAGCUGUAACAAGUCAAGAAAGCAGUCAAGUAUGGAUUGGUACAAUUGAAGAAAUAAAUAAAGCUCCUUUCUUUCAAUUCUCAUCAUUGGAAAAGAAUACGGUAUACAAUUUACCACGAACCACUGAAAUGGCAUCAGAAUGUCAAAUAAAAUAUUGUAAUAUUGAAGGUGUUACAUGGAGAGGCAAAAAUCAACUUAUUCUUGUUUCAGACAAGGCUAAAACUGAUCAAGAUAUUCAUUGUAUCGAAAAAGAUCAAAGUCUUCAUUAUCUUGGAUUACCAGACCAUCUUACGGAUUAG